AUGGCGUCGGGGUCUUCGGGACGGGCUAGCCAUUCGGGCUCUAAAGCGUUCGAUUUCGGGUCCGAUGAUAUCCUGUGCUCCUACGAGGAUUACGGUAAUCCCGAUGGAAGUAAUGGUAUCCACACAGAUCCUUCCAGCAUAGCUAAUUCCGCCAAGGAGUUCAAUAAAAGCAGAGUGGCAAGGUCAUCUGCUUUUACUGCAGCCAGUUAUAGUACCCCAGAAGAGUCUUCAUUUAAUGAAGGUGUCAUUCACACUGUUGAGAAUACCAUGAAGAAGUACACUGACAAUAUCAUGCGUUUCCUUGAGGGCAUUAGCUCGCGCCUAUCACAGUUGGAGUUAUAUUGUUAUAACCUUGACAAAUCAAUUGGUGAAAUGCGCUCUGAUUUAUUACGUGAUCACGGAGAGUCAGAUUCGAAGCUUAAAUCUCUGGAGAAGCAUGUUCAAGAGGUCCAUAGGUCAGUGCAGAUUCUAAGGGACAAGCAGGAACUGGCUGAUACUCAAAAGGAGCUUGCGAAGCUUCAGCUUGCGCACAAGGAAUCCCUGUCAUCAGGUCAGCAGCAAAAUGAAGCGAAAAAAGGGAAUGAGAACCCGUCACCAGAUGGACACGAUCAGCAGCAGCAGCAGCAGCAGCAGCAGCAGCAGUUGGCUCUUGCACUGCCCCACCACCAAGCAGCUCCACCUCAGCAGCAGCAGUCGUCAUCAUCAAUGCCUCCCCAGACAGUGGCGUAUUACAUGGCUCCACCACAAAUGACAGCUCCUAAUAAUAAUAAUAAUAUGACAGCCCCAUCUCAGCAGUAUCCACCACAAAAUCAAACCGAGCCUCUUCCUCAGCAGCAGCAGGUGCCACCACCACCUCCAUAUCAGCAGCAGUGGGCCUCCACUCAACAGCCUCAGCCUCAGAUGGGAGUCUACACCACCCCCUAUGUGAUCCCACCUCAUCAGCCCCCCGCUGAAAUGGGCAUCGGCAUGGGCCCCACCAACAGCAUGCCCAUGCAGAGGCCCUCAUCGGCAUAUGUGGGCCCACCACCGGCCCAAGACUAUGGCUAUGGCAGACCGACUUCCCCAAUGCCACCACCUCAGCACCUCAACAAGAUCACAUCUGUGCCUGCGUACGGACCACCGCAAUCCUUCCAUCACCUACCUCACUUCCAACACCAAAAUGCACCUAAUAUGGUUGUGCCCCACCCCCAUCCUUCUUCUAUGCACGGAGUUGGACACCAAUACAAUGAGUUGAUCGAGAAGUUGGUGGGGAUGGGUUACAGGGCUGACCAUGUUGUUUCUAUCAUUCAGAGGCUGGACGAGACUGGUCAGACCAUUGAUUUCAACUCGGUGCUUGACGUGUUGAAUUCUCACAUGAAACCUGGAGGAGGAAGUGGGGCUCCUCAGAGAGGGUGGCGCCCAUGA
Messenger RNA from Striga hermonthica, 1404 nucleotides. Lineage: Eukaryota; Viridiplantae; Streptophyta; Magnoliopsida; Lamiales; Orobanchaceae. The record is from the annotation of a GenBank genome assembly.